GAGGAAUCUGAUUGGGCCUCCCAUUGAGAGCGCCGCCGCCGCCGCCGUCGCUCCUCCGUUUUGCAAACUCCCAUCACCUCUAUCUUCUUCUGUUGAUUUCUCCCGCAAGAGCUCGCACUCGAGGAGGAGAGGGAGAUGAGGAAGCUGCUCUCCUCGCCCCUGGCCGCGCUGUCGCUGCCGGAGAUGGCGGCGGGAGGGGUCGCGCUGGCGCUGCGGGGCUGGUGGGAGGAGGUGAACGGCUCGUCGGCGUGGCAGGACGGCGCCUUUUUCUCCCUCUCCGCCGCCUACGCGCUCGUCUCCGCCGUCGCGCUGAUUCAAUUAGUCAGAAUUCAGUUGCGGGUGCCGGAAAUUGGUUGGACCACACAAAAGGUUUUCCAUCUAAUGAAUUUCAUUGUGAAUGGAGUUCGUGCUAUUGUAUUUGGGUUUCAUGCACAUGUGUUCCUGCUUCAACCAAAAGUGUAUACUUUAGUGUUGUUAUAUCUUCCUGGUCUCUUAUUUUUCUCAACCUACACAUUGCUUGUGCUGUUCUGGGCAGAGAUAUACCAUCAGGCUAAGCAUCUUCCCACAGACAAGCUAAGGACUAUAUACAUUGCAGUUAAUAGCAUCAUAUAUGUCAUUCAGGUUUGUAUUUGGGUAUACCUUGGAAUAAAUGACAAUCCUCUCAUGGAGCUUGUUAGCAAAAUAUUCAUAUCAGCUGUCUCCUUUAUAGCUCUUCUGGGAUUCUUAAUUUAUGGUGGAAGGUUAUUCGCCAUGCUGAGACACUUCCCAAUUGAAUCAAAGGGGCGGAGAAAGAAGCUUUACGAGGUCGGGACUGUGACAGGAAUUUGUUUCACAUGUUUCUUGAUAAGAUGCAUUGUGGUGUCAUUUUCAUCAUUUAAUCCUGAACUAUCUCUUGAAGUUUUGGAUCAUCCAGUUUUGGAUUUCUUCUACUAUAUGUUGACAGAGAUACUGCCUUCUGCCCUUGUACUAUUCAUCCUACGGAAACUUCCCCCAAAGAGAGUAUCAGCACAACAAUACCACACCAUUCGUUAGAUGUAGUGCCAAGAAAUCCUUAGAAAACCCUAAAUUUCCGUUCGUCAGGCCGAAUUGUGAUUUGAGCGUGCCUUGAGAGGAUUUUUGCCAUCGAAACGCCAUGGCCAUGAUGUAUAAGAGGGUCUCCCUCAUUCUGUCAAAGGCCCAUUUUUCUGGGCAUUGUAUGUCUUAAGCUCCCUGUAUCAGUAACCUGUCUAUAGCUUUUAUACUGUCUAACAAACUUGUAUCUUUUCUGCUGAAAUGGGUGGUUUCGAUAAUUUAGUUUGAUA
Messenger RNA from Setaria italica (foxtail millet), 1301 nucleotides. RefSeq names its product tobamovirus multiplication protein 1. Lineage: Eukaryota; Viridiplantae; Streptophyta; Magnoliopsida; Poales; Poaceae. The record is from RefSeq and is a predicted model, not a curated record. The transcript has 11 exons. Gene Ontology annotation, cellular component: plant-type vacuole membrane. The coding region runs from base 136 to 1032 and encodes 298 amino acids.